AUGACCGAUGGAGACGAGGCCGAUGGAGGUGGAGCCCUACAUGCAGACGGAGAGCAGAUGGGACCGGGCGACACCGAUGGAGACGAGGCCGAUGGAGGUGAAGCCCUACAUGCAGACGGAGAGCAGAUGGGACCGGGCGACACCGAUGGAGACGAGGCCGAUGGAGGUGGAGCCCUACACGCAGACGGAGAGCAGAUGGGACCGGGCGACACCGAUGGAGACGAGGCCGAUGGAGGUGGAGCCCUCCACGCACACGGAGAGCAGAUGGGAUCGGGCGACACCGAUGGAGACGAGGCCGAUGGAGGUGGAGCCCUGCACGCAGACGGAGAGCAGAUGGGACCGGGCGACACCGAUGGAGACGAGGCCGAUGGAGGUGGAGCCCUACGCGCAGACGGAGAGCAGAUGGGACCGGGCGACACCGAUGGAGACGAGGCCGAUGGAGGUGGAGCCCUACGCGCAGACGGAGAGCAGAUGGGACCGGGCGACACCGAUGGAGACGAGGCCGAUGGAGGUGGAGCCCUACACGCAGACGGAGAGCAGAUGGGACCGGGCGACACCGAUGGAGACGAGGCCGAUGGAGGUGGAGCCCUACACGCACACGGAGAGCAGAUGGGACCGGGCGACACUGAUGGAGACGAGGUCGAUGGAGGUGGAGCCCUCCACGCACACGGAGAGCAGAUGGGACCGGGCGACACCGAUGGAGACGAGGCCGAUGGAGGUGGAGCCCUACACGCACACGGAGAGCAGAUGGGACCGGGCGAAACCGAUGGAGACGAGGCCGAUGGAGGUGGAGCCCUACACGCACACGGAGAGCAGAUGGGACCGGGCGAAACCGAUGGAGACGAGGCCGAUGGAGGUGGAGCCCUCCACGCACACGGAGAGCAGAUGGGAUCGGGCGACACCGAUGGAGACGAGGCCGAUGGAGGUGGAGCCCUACACGCACACGGAGAGCAGAUGGGACCGGGCGACACCGAUGGAGACGAGGCCGAUGGAGGUGGAGCCCUACACGCACACGGAGAGCAGAUGGGACCGGGCGACACCGAUGGAGAGGAGGCCGAUGGAGGUGGAGCCCUACACGCAGACGGAGAGCAGAUGGGACCGGGCGACACUGAUGGAGACGAGGCCGAUGGAGGUGGAGCCCUACACGCAGACGGAGAGCAGAUGGGACCGGGCGACACCGAUGGAGACGAGCCCGAUGGAGGUGGAGCCCUACACGCAGACGGAGUGCAGAUGGGACCGGGCGACACCGAUGGAGACGAGGCCGAUGGAGGUGGAGCCCUACACGCAGACGGAGAGCAGAUGGGACCGGGCGACACCGAUGGAGGUGGAGCCCUACGCGCAGACGGAAAGCAGAUGGGACCGGGCGACACCGAUGGAGACGAGGCCGAUGGAGGUGGAGCCCUACGCGCAGACGGAGAGCAGAUGGGACGGGGCGACACCGAUGGAGACGAGGCCGAUGGAGGUGGAGCCCUACACGCAGACGGAGAGCAGAUGGGACCGGGCGACACCGAUGGAGGUGGAGCCCUACGCGCACACGGAGAGCAGAUGGGAUCGGGCGACACCGAUGGAGACGAGGCCGAUGGAGGUGGAGCCCUGCACGCAGACGGAGAGCAGAUGGGACCGGGCGACACCGAUGGAGACGAGGCCGAUGGAGGUGGAGCCCUACGCGCAGACGGAGAGCAGAUGGGACCGGGCGACACCGAUGGAGACGAGGCCGAUGGAGGUGGAGCCCUACGCGCAGACGGAGAGCAGAUGGGACCGGGCGACACCGAUGGAGACGAGGCCGAUGGAGGUGGAGCCCUACACGCAGACGGAGAGCAGAUGGGACCGGGCGACACCGAUGGAUGUGGAGCCCUACGCGCAGACGGAGAGCAGAUGGGACCGGGCGACACCGAUGGAGACGAGGCCGAUGGAGGUGGAGCCCUACGCGCAGACGGAGAGCAGAUGGGACGGGGCGACACCGAUGGAGACGAGGCCGAUGGAGGUGGAGCCCUACACGCACACGGAGAGCAGAUGGGACCGGGCGACACCGAUGGAGACGAGGCCGAUGGAGGUGGAGCCCUACACGCACACGGAGAGCAGAUGGGACCGGGCGAAACCGAUGGAGACGAGGCCGAUGGAGGUGGAGCCCUCCACGCACACGGAGAGCAGAUGGGAUCGGGCGACACCGAUGGAGACGAGGCCGAUGGAGGUGGAGCCCUACAUGCACACGGAGAGCAGAUGGGACCGGGCGACACCGAUGGAGACGAGACCGAUGGAGGUGGAGCCCUCCACGCACACGGAGAGCAGAUGGGACCGGGCGACACCGAUGGAGACGAGGCCGAUGGAGGUGGAGCCCUACAUGCACACGGAGAGCAGAUGGGACCGGGCGACACCGAUGGAGACGAGGCCGAUGGAGGUGGAGCCCUCCACGCACACGGAGAGCAGAUGGGACCGGGCGACACCGAUGGAGACGAGGCCGAUGGAGGUGGAGCCCUACACGCACACGGAGGGCAGAUGGGACCGGGCGACACCGAUGGAGACGAGGCCGAUGGAGGUGGAGCCCUACACGCAGACGGAGAGCAGAUGGGACCGGGCGACACCGAUGGAGACGAGGCCGAUGGAGGUGGAGCCCUACACGCAGACGGAGAGCAGAUGGGACCGGGCGACACCGAUGGAGACGAGCCCGAUGGAGGCGGAGCCCUACACGCAGACGGAGAGCAGAUGGGACCGGGCGACACCGAUGGAGAGGAGGCCGAUGGAGGUGGAGCUCUACACGCAGACGGAGAGCAGAUGGGACCGGGCGACACUGAUGGAGGUGGAGCCCUACACGCAGACCGAGAGUAG
Molecule: messenger RNA, 2826 nt
Organism: Rhinichthys klamathensis goyatoka
Lineage: Eukaryota; Metazoa; Chordata; Actinopteri; Cypriniformes; Leuciscidae
Exons: 1
Coding region: 1-2826 (941 amino acids)
Source: RefSeq, a predicted model, not a curated record